CGCGAGGGGGGCGGGGCGACGCGGCGGCCGUGGCGGCGGUGGAGGGGCUGGGGGGCGGUUGGCGGCCGUUAGUGGCCGUUAGGGCCGUUGGGGGCCGUUAGGGGCCAUGGCGCACCGCUACCUGCUGCUGGCCCGGGGCGGCUGCUGCCGUCGGGGGCUGCCCGGGGCCCGGCUGCUGUGCGGGAGGGGCCUGCUGACCGCUAGGCCCGGCCUGGCGCAGUUCCGUGAAGAAGUUACCACUGGUGUUACAUCUGACCGAAGUACUGUCUUGGCGAGUGUAAUUGCUGCUUGCAGAAGGCUCUUUUCUCAGCCUCCCAAAGGAUUUGAAAAAUAUUUUCCCAAUGGGAAGAAAGCUAAUGGAACUAAAGGCGCAGCUGGAGAAACAAAAGAAGCAAAGCAAGCUAGUGCCCGACAGCCUAGUGGGACUAGUAGUGGAGGAGGUGGCACUGGUGGAAAAAAAGGCGGCAAGAAAGAAGACACUAACUGGUGGACCAGAUUACAAAAGGGUGACAUUCCUUGGGAUGUCAGGGAGUUUCGUAUGUACGUAGUGGGAAGUUCUUUCUUCUGGACGAUGGUUGUAUAUUACUUCUUCUUCAGGGUGCCUGGGAGAGAAAUCACCUGGAAAGACUUUGUCAAUAGCUACCUUUCCAAAGGAGUGGUGGACAGACUUGAAGUGGUGAACAAGCGCUUUGUUAGAGUGAUCUUUGUUUCAGGAAAGUCUCCUCAUGAAUGGCAGUACGUGUGGUUUAAUAUCGGUAGUGUGGACACCUUUGAACGGAAUCUUGAAACUGUGCAGCAGGACCUGGGAAUUGAAGUGGAGAACAGGUUACCUGUAGUCUACUCAACAGAGAGCGAUGGAUCGUUUCUCCUGAGUUUGCUGCCUACAAUCCUUAUUAUCGGGUCUUUACUGUACACAUUAAGAAGAGGUCCUGCAGGUCUAGGUCGAGCAGGGCGCGGAAUGGGUGGACUUUUCAGCGUGGGUGAAACCACAGCCAAAGUCCUUAAGGAUGAAAUAGAUGUUAAAUUCAAAGAUGUAGCUGGCUGCGAGGAGGCCAAAUUAGAGAUAAUGGAGUUCGUUAACUUUCUGAAAAAUCCCAAGCAAUAUGAGGAUCUGGGAGCAAAAAUUCCAAAGGGGGCAAUUCUGACCGGUCCUCCAGGUACUGGAAAAACACUUCUAGCUAAAGCUACAGCUGGAGAAGCUAAUGUACCUUUUAUCACAGUCAACGGCUCUGAGUUCUUAGAGAUGUUUGUUGGUGUCGGUCCAGCUCGAGUCCGAGACUUAUUUGCUCUUGCUCGUAAAAAUGCCCCGUGCAUUCUCUUCAUUGAUGAAAUAGAUGCAGUAGGAAGGAAGAGAGGAAGGGGAAACUUUGGAGGACAAAGUGAACAGGAGAACACACUCAAUCAGCUUCUAGUAGAAAUGGAUGGAUUUAAUACAACCACAAAUGUAGUAAUUUUGGCAGGUACCAAUAGGCCGGAUAUUUUAGACCCUGCUCUAAUGAGACCUGGACGCUUUGACAGGCAGAUCUACAUUGGCCCCCCCGAUAUAAAAGGAAGAGCAUCUAUUUUCAAAGUUCACCUUAGACCUCUGAAAUUAGAUACCGUCUUAAAUAAAGAUAACCUAGCAAGAAAACUCGCAUCGCUGACGCCUGGCUUUUCUGGUGCUGAUAUUGCUAAUGUUUGUAACGAAGCUGCUUUAAUUGCUGCAAGGCAUCUCUCAGAUGCUAUAAACCAAAAGCAUUUUGAGCAAGCAAUUGAAAGAGUCAUUGGAGGUUUGGAAAAGAAAACACAAGUACUGCAACCAGAGGAGAAAAAGACUGUAGCAUAUCAUGAGGCAGGGCAUGCAGUUGCAGGAUGGUUUUUGGAACAUGCUGACCCACUCCUAAAGGUAUCUAUUAUCCCACGUGGUAAAGGACUGGGUUACGCUCAGUAUUUACCAAAAGAACAGUAUCUUUAUACCAAAGAGCAGCUACUUGACAGAAUGUGCAUGACUCUGGGAGGACGUGUAUCUGAGCAGAUCUUCUUUGGAAGAAUUACCACUGGUGCCCAAGAUGACUUGAAGAAGGUGACACAGAGUGCAUAUGCUCAGAUUGUCCAGUUUGGUAUGAAUGAAAAAGUCGGGCAGAUUUCCUUUGAUCUCCCCCGUCAAGGAGACAUGGUAUUAGAGAAACCUUACAGUGAGGCAACUGCCAGAUUGAUAGAUGAAGAAGUUCGGUCGCUUAUUAACAUUGCAUAUGACCGGACAUUAAGCCUUCUGACUGAGAAGAAAGCAGAAGUAGAGAAGGUUGCCCUACGACUACUGGAAAAGGAAGUGCUUGAUAAAAGUGAUAUGCUGGACCUGCUUGGCCCGAGACCGUUUGCAGAAAAGUCCACUUAUGAAGAAUUUGUCGAAGGUACAGGAAGUUUGGAUGAGGAUACUUCACUGCCAGAAGGCCUUAAAGACUGGAACAAAGAUCGAGAAAAAGAGAAAGAGGAGACAACAGAUGAACAGGUCGCUAGGCAGAUCAGCGGAGGGAUACCCUUUUAACUGCAACGUGUGCGGUGAUGCGGACUUGCACUCUGGGAGAGAAAUAAACUCACCUAGUUUGUACUUCCAAAACAAGCAAAUAUUUAUUCAACCAAACUGUAUUAGGGAUGGCUGGAAGAGUGAUGCCUGGUGAUGAGACGAGGAUAUUCUGCUCCCGGCUUACAUAUGUGAUAUCAUCAGUUCACUGGUAAAAGAUGAUCAUCCUUCAUUUAUCAGCUGAAGAAACAUGCAGUGGAUGAGCUGCAGUGGAAUGCCAGAACUGAACCUCUCAAACACGGAAACAGUUCAGAUUCAUGCACAAACUUUGUGGCACUGGUCUCUUUUUUUUUCAAAUGUAUGUACGCUUAUUUUAAAAAAAAGUUUUUGAUUAUUGAUCUAAAAUAGACCUGUAUGUGACUCGUUUCCAAAGCAGAAUCAUACAAAAUGCAUUGUUGAAUACUUGGCCAACAGUCUGAUCUUAGAAAGUGCUAGCUUUGCAGAACUAACAGCUUUUUCAUCUGACCCUUUUUCUCCCCGCCCUUCAUUUUGAUUUUAAAAAGAAUUUGUUUACAGAGCACUGCCAUGUAAGUUGACAGUGAAACUGAACACCCGCUUAAAUAUCUUAAAACGUACUCAUGGUUCAGUGUCCUUAAGUCUGAAACUUAGUUUGGCUCCUGCAGUUUUAUUGGUCAGGUUUUUUUACAGAGUUCUGUAAGAUAUUGAACAUAUGAAUGUGUUGUGUAAAUACAGUUUGAGACAAUAAAAUCAGUACUUUUCUGA
Oxyura jamaicensis (ruddy duck) is the source of this 3283-nucleotide messenger RNA. It is a transcript of the gene AFG3L2, whose product is annotated as AFG3 like matrix AAA peptidase subunit 2. Lineage: Eukaryota; Metazoa; Chordata; Aves; Anseriformes; Anatidae. The transcript has 17 exons. The coding region runs from base 107 to 2524 and encodes 805 amino acids. Gene Ontology annotation, biological process: mitochondrial protein processing; protein-containing complex assembly. Gene Ontology annotation, molecular function: metalloendopeptidase activity; ATP hydrolysis activity; ATP-dependent peptidase activity. The record is from RefSeq and is a predicted model, not a curated record. Gene Ontology annotation, cellular component: m-AAA complex; membrane.